GAGAGAGAGUGGAGUGAUGGGAAAGUAUGUGCGGAGGAGGUAGACACCAGGGGGGAGGAGGUUUCAUUCCCCACAGCUCCACUCACUUUCUCAGGACUUCCCUCCCUGGACACCACUGCUGUCGAGUGCUUUCUUUACAGAGCCGAACUCUUCCAUAUCUGGAGCUCGAUGUGGACAAAUAGAGAAGUGGACUGAAUCAGAUCGGACGUCAACCCAAAACCACAUUUCUUAAAGAGGUCUUUGUUGAAUGGAGUUUGGUGCUGAAGGAUUACAGCGUUCUGAGAGAAAUUUCAGAAGUAAGAAGAAAGGUGGAGAAACAAGUCUCAUCUGUGAUUUCUUUUGACAUUUUGGACAUUUUUCUUGCAGCUUUGCUCCAUGCUUGAAAGUUUUCUUUUUACUCUUGACUGACAAGUCUAUUUUAAAUGAUCAUUGUCUUCUAACUAUUGUAAGUGACUGCCACCUAAGUUAGUCAAGUUGCUUGUGGCUUGCAGGAAAAACAUGUUUUUGUUUUCGAGCUGAGAUGUCCAAAACUACUUGUUGUCAGCCCCUUUAAUGAGGUAAUUUAUCAAUAAUUGGUCAUUUGGCUUUGCUGUUUCAUAGCAUGAAAGAUGAGAGGAUAUCGACAUUUUGGUUUAUGUUCUCUGAGGUUCUGUGUCUUUAGAAGUCAGCUGCAUUCGACCAGACUUUCCCUGUCCUAAUGGAAGCAAAAUCCUGAAAAUGGACACCGAGGCUGCACCACAUUCUUUGCUUUCCCCUAAGGACGUCUUCCUCUAAAACCAAAAUGUGAUCCCUGAGUGUAAACUAUGACGUAAGGACUGAUAAUAGCUGUUUGGUUUAAGAGGGUGAGCAGUAACUUGUGUCUUUAUCAGUCUGAGCUGCUGAAUGUGUGAGCAGAGCGGGAAGAAAGUGACUCUAAACGUCUUGUUUUAAUGCGCAGUAAUAAAUGGCCGGUGACACAACCCCCGUUUUCCCUCAUGGGUUUAGAGAGGGAGGUUUUCCAUAUAUGUCGGCCAAAAUCUAUCCUUCACUUCAGCAUCGGUGUUGACAUUAGAGCAGCCUUUGUCCAGCUCGUCGGCUCUCAUGCUGCCUCCUGGGCCUGGAUAACAAACUCAUGAAGACUGUUAUCAAUCAGACUGAUCCCUGACCAGCUCCACAUAAAAAAACACUUGUUGGGACUCUCCUGGGUUAGCUUUCCCAGGGCCAACCUGGGCUUCCUUGUGGUCUCUCACCGGGACGAGGCCUUCUUGUGCAGGGUCGGCCCUCAGCGGGCUCUCCUGCCCUGCAGUCAUGGGGAUCCAGGGCAUGGAGCUGUUUGCCAUUGGUGUGGUCAUCAUCCUUUUCAUGGCAGUGCUGAAGCAGUUUGGCAUCUUGGAGCCCAUGUCCUCAUUUGAAGAUAGCAGCGACAGUGAUUUGGAGCUAUCGACGGUGCGUCAUCAGCCGGAGGGGCUGGACCAGCUGCAGGCUCAGACCAAAUUCACCAGGAAGGAGCUCCAGUCUCUCUACCGGGGCUUCAAAAACGAGUGUCCCAGUGGAAUGGUUGAUGAGGAGACAUUCAAGUCCAUCUAUUCUCAGUUCUUCCCCCAAGGAGAUGCAACCACCUACGCUCACUUCCUCUUCAAUGCAUUCGACAUCGACAGAAACGGGUCGAUCCGCUUUGAGGACUUUGUCAUCGGCCUGUCGGUGUUGCUCAGAGGUUCAGUCACUGAGAAACUUAACUGGGCCUUUAACCUGUAUGACAUUAAUAAGGACGGCUAUAUCACCAAAGAGGAGAUGCUGGCCAUCAUGAAGUCCAUCUAUGACAUGAUGGGGAGGUACACAUACCCCUGUGUGCGAGAUGAAGCUCCCUAUGAACACGUGGACAAGUUCUUCCAGAAAAUGGAUAAAAACCGUGAUGGUGUGGUGACUAUUGAAGAGUUCAUUGAGACCUGUCAGAAGGACGAGAACAUCAUGAACUCCAUGCAGCUGUUUGAGAACGUCAUAUAACAAAUGAAGACGCUCUCAGUUACUUUCUUUCCAUUAUCUCACAUCAAUACACACAAACACCACACCCCACACACACAUGACACCCCUGCACAUAAUGUAGCUACUGUAAAAGUACAGGAACUAGAUAUUUUUCUGUUCCUUGCUGCACUCAUUUAGCUGUAUGUUGCUUUUGGAUUCAAAAAGACUGCUGCAGACAGAAGAAGAGCUUCCUGGUUAAAAUCCCUGUCUAUCCGUGUGUGUUUUGUUUCCAGCAUGAAGAAACAGAAGAGCUCCUUGUGUUUUCAAUAUCAGGAAUAAGGAAGAUUACAAUUAUCCACUGACCUGAGCACUAAAGCUAGAUUCCAUCAAGUGAUCUGGUUUUGUUUAUUUUUUAUACUAUAGCCAUUAUUUGCAUUUCCACUGUCUAAAGUUCGGAAAGAUUCCAAAAUAACUGAUCUGUAUCAUCCUAGACUUUUGGCACGCUUCUUUUGGGGAACUGUCUGUAUCUGAGCCUAAAUGUUGUAGUUAGACUCACUAGGGUUGGCUGUGGAAACUCAAGAAAGAUCAAGAUUUAUCAGGUACUAAACCAAACCUGGUCACUUGGUGGAAAAACACCUGGACACUCACAUACAGAUGGGCUGUUUCCUCAAGAGUUUGUAAAGCACUGGAUGAAAUGAGCAACGAGCAUCACGAGGCACACAUAAAAAGAGAAAUGAAAUAAAGCAUGUUUGUCAUCAGAUAUGUGAUGUGGAAUUAGCUUGCACUACAGUUUUAUGACUAUGUAUAAUAUGCGCCUAGAGUAAAGGCACUGUAGAUACCUGCACCUGAUACACACAUGUGUGUAUGUAUAUAUGUAUAGUUAAUAGUUCUAUAUAUAUCCUACAUUGUAUUGGUCUCAUCUGUGCUGCACUGGGUGAUGAAAUAGGACCAGAACUGAAUAUUUGUUUUAGAAAUCUCCAUAUUCAAUAGCAGUUCUACAUCAAAAUAUUAUGUAUCAUUAUUAUUUUUCUUUGUUUUGUAUUUAAGGAGAUAAAAGAUUAUGUUCAAUGGGUCAGGUUGGGACAAAUGAGUCAUACAGUACUGUGAAAAAAACACAAGGACUGUUAAACGUGUUCUUAUGCUGCACUAAAGCUUUUUAUUUGGUUUUCUAGUAUCUGUGAGCAUGCCGACUCUAAGUGCCACAGUAUUAUGAACAGUACAGUUGGACCUUUGUGAUGUGGGUUUAAUUAAAGAUACUGUCAACAGC
This is a messenger RNA of Cheilinus undulatus (humphead wrasse), 3208 nucleotides long. RefSeq names its product Kv channel interacting protein 3b, calsenilin (gene kcnip3b). Gene Ontology annotation, molecular function: calcium ion binding; RNA polymerase II cis-regulatory region sequence-specific DNA binding; potassium channel regulator activity. Gene Ontology annotation, cellular component: nucleus; voltage-gated potassium channel complex. Gene Ontology annotation, biological process: negative regulation of transcription by RNA polymerase II; regulation of potassium ion transmembrane transport. The transcript has 7 exons. The record is from RefSeq and is a predicted model, not a curated record. NCBI's taxonomy places the organism in Eukaryota, Metazoa, Chordata, Actinopteri, Labriformes, Labridae. Bases 1288 to 1983 code for a protein of 231 amino acids.